Guyanagaster necrorhizus is the source of this 1671-nucleotide messenger RNA. RefSeq lists its product as uncharacterized. NCBI's taxonomy places the organism in Eukaryota, Fungi, Basidiomycota, Agaricomycetes, Agaricales, Physalacriaceae. The transcript is spliced from 10 exons. The coding region runs from base 1 to 1671 and encodes 556 amino acids. The record is from RefSeq and is a predicted model, not a curated record.
AUGUUAUUUCUUGAACGUGCUUUACGCCAAAGAUUUCUCCUGAAGCAGACCUGUGUCCUAGAUGUCGAUACUCUCGGACGCCGACUCCCUGACAAAAAAAUCCAGGGCACAGCUGUUGUCUGUGGCGGAAGUAUUGCAGGCCUGACCGCCGCCUGUGUGUGUCAUGAUCAUUUUGAAGAUGUCAUCAUCGUCGAGCCAGAGGCGUGGCUGAGCUCUUCGGAUGCCAAACGUACCGACGCAUGGAAUCAAGAAAACAAGCGCACAAGAAUUAUGCAAUACGAAUCAUUUCAUUUAUUACUUGCCAUUGGAUAUAUCUCCUUGGAAAGGUUGUUUCCCAACCUUGCAGACGAAUGUAAAUCGUCUUCCACCAGAAUAGGACCUAACUAUCCGCACCUCCACAUGUGGGGAAGCAAGGCUAUGACGCCCUACAAAGAAUACGGGGGUUGUCUAACCAAAACGCUCUACCUUGGUCGUUCAGGUCUUGAAACAUUUCUUCGUCGUAUCAUUCUCAGUGGGGACUACAAGGACGUUCGACAAGUCAUCGGAACAGUCGUUGGUGUCUCACGAGAUGUGUCCAAUCCUCACUUUAUCGACAAGGUAACAGUCCGUUCUCCGGAUGGAGACAUGACCGACAUCGGUGCCUCUCUCGUCGUUGGUCGGACUAGAUUUCGCUUUCAUAUCUGUUUCUUCUCUAAUCUGUUCCACCACAGAUUGGAGGGAUAUGGCAUCAGCGAUACAUAUGCAAAAAAUCAAUCACCCCUCGACAAACUGAAGAUCUCCUAUAACCAGAAAGUUCUUUACUCAACGCUCCAAUUGCAUGUCAACCCCGAGCUAGGGAGGAAGCUACCCGGACUCCCUGUCCCGUAUGAUAUAUGUGGGGUGAUAUAUAUGUUUAUCCCAGAUGCAACCAAGGAGAAACGAUGCAUAUUCAGUCAAAAGAUUGACGGUGAUUUCAUACAACUCUGUUUCAGCAUUACCGGUUCAAACGACAAUGAGCUACCAAAGACUCUGGAAGAAGCAAAAGCUUGGGCUCGAAGCCUCAUUACUGAGGUUCCAAUUCCAGAGGAGUGGUUUGCUAUGUUGGAUAUGUUGGAGGAGGUACAGGAUACUAUGGUGUGCAGCCAAGUCCGUUUUGCGCCAUCAACUUGGAUUAAAUAUGAGAAGGGAGUCAACCUACCAUCGAAUUGGAUCGCUUCUGGAGACAGCGUAAUGAGAGUCAAUCCUAAUUUUGGACAAGGACUCUCAAAAGCAAUCCAUGGUGCUAUCUGUCUGAAUAAGCUAAUGCAAACCGUCCCCGUCUCGCUGCCCAAGGAUUUUUCCAAGAAGUAUUUCCGGAUACACGCGGAUAAGAUUGAACCACUUUGGUGCGUACCCGUUAUUCUCUCUCAAUGUUCAAUUCGGAAAUUGAUCUACGGCGUCACAUUCAGGAAUACAACGAAAGUAUUCGAUUAUGCGUUCGCAACUACGGUGCCAGUUCCAGGGGAGACCCUCUCUGAAGGUGCCUGGCUUCGUUGGUAUAUGAAGAAGCUAACAGACCUCUCUUUCACUGAUGCCCAGGCAGGCUCAGCAUUGUGGCACUUUCGAGUGCUCCUCGCACCGCCAAUCUAUCUCUUUCAAUUGAGCCUCAUGUUCAAAGUAAUGUGGAACUUGAUUAGAGCCCCGCGUAGGUAG